AUCAGCCAACACACACACGCACACGGGACACACACGCACACAGACGCGAACUCAACUUCCACAGUUUCUUUAUUUUCUGCAGGAAAAUUGGAAGCAAAACGACUCGAAAUUCACUGUGAACGCGCUUCGUAACGUAAUCGCUAUCGGGAAUCUCUACGGUGAUCCGGAGUCCAAGUGGUGCCCCAGCGUACGAUGCUAGCAACUGGCCAGCAGCAAUCAGCCGUCGCCGUUCAAUAACCAAUAUCAAUAUCGCAUUCGAUUUUCGAGUCGGAGUUGCGGACCGACCAACCAAUCGCCAGUCAUCGUACGUGGCGCUAUUCGCAACAGCAGUUGAUCCAUCCGGCCGGGGGAGCUGCUCCAUCCGGGCGCCAUGACGGACGCAGCCGCUGGAAAUGCGCUGGCCGAGAAGGGCCUGCCGCAGAUGAAGGGAUGGCUGCUGAAGUGGACCAACUACAUCAAGGGCUACCAGCGCAGGUGGUUCGUCCUGUCCAAGGGCGUGCUGAGCUACUACCGCAACCAGACGGAGAUUAAUCACACGUGCCGGGGCACCAUCUCCCUCCACGGAGCCCUUAUCCACACGGUGGACUCCUGCACGUUUGUCAUCUCCAAUGGGGGCACCCAGACCUUCCACAUCAAGGCCGGCACCGAGGUGGAGCGCCAGUCGUGGGUCACCGCCUUGGAGCUGGCCAAGGCCAGGGCCAUCAGGGUUCUCGAGAGCGAGGAGGAAGAGGAGACGGAGACGGCCCAUGUGGUGCCCAGCCAGGAGAUCAGCUCAGUGGUCCGCGAUCUCACCGAGCGGCUGGAGAACAUGCGCACCUGCUUCGACCUGAUCACCAAGCAUGGAGCAGCCCUGCAGCGGGCACUCAACGAUCUGGAGACGAACGAGGAGGAGUCGCUGGCCAGCCGCACCAAGAUCGUCAACGAGCGGGCCACCCUCUUCCGGAUCACCUCGAAUGCCAUGAUCAAUGCCGGCAACGAUUACCUGCAGUCGGCGGAGGCGCAGGGCCACAAGUGGUCCAAGAUGCUGCACCACGAGCGCGAGCAGCGCCAGCGGCUAGAGGAGAUCGUGGAGCAGAUGGCCAAGCAGCAGUCGCAGAUGGAGCAGGCGGCGGUGCUGGUGCGUCAGCAGAAACCGGUCCCUUCCAGCUCGGUCGGCAACGCCACUCCCGGCUCUCUGGUGACCUCCGACGACGAUAUGGAGUUUUUCGACGCCGAAGAGCACGGAUACACUGGGCCGGGGCGCUCGGCCGAAUCUCCCCAUCAGGGCACAUUCAUUCUGAAGAUGAACACGCGACGCAGCAGCAGCGAGGAGCAGGUGGAGGGCCAGCAGGAGGGCAGCUCCUCGGAGAGCGACGAGCAGAAGCGCACCGUGCCGACGGUGCAGCAGGUGUGCCUCGUGAGUGCGCCGCGGGUGGCCUCUGGCGGACAAGGUGAUGACGACGACGUGGACAAGGCAGUGCCGGCCCAGCAGAGCACCGAAUCCAUCUACGGCCGCAACUGGAAUCCGGAUCUGAUCAAGAAGCGGCGCGACCGAGUGCCGGACAAACCGAACCACCCCAUCAGUCUGUGGGGCAUCAUGAAAAACUGUAUCGGCAAGGACCUGUCCAAGAUCCCUAUGCCCAUCAAUUUCAACGAGCCGCUGUCGAUGCUGCAGCGCCUGGUUGAGGACUACGAGUACACGGAGAUCCUCGACUAUGCAGCCACCUGCCAGGACGAGUGCGAGCAGCUGGCCUACCUGGCCGCCUUCACCGUCUCUGCCUACGCCACCACCACGAACCGCACAGGCAAACCCUUCAAUCCGCUGCUGGGCGAGACCUACGAGUGCGACCGCAUGGACGACUACGGUUGGCGGUGUCUGGCCGAGCAGGUGUCCCACCAUCCGCCGGUGGCAGCGCUCCACUGCGAGAGCAAAAAGUGGAUGUGCUGGCAGGAGUUCUCCAUGACCAGCAAGUUCCGCGGCAAGUACGUUCAAAUCAAUCCCCUUGGCGGCGUUUAUGUGCAAUUCCUGGACAGCGGCAGGCGUUAUUCCUGGCGCAAGGUGACCACCACGGUGAACAACAUCAUUGUGGGCAAACUGUGGGUGGACCAGCAUGGCGAAAUGGAAAUCCGGGGAUCACAGGCAUCGGAGGGCUACAAGUGCGUGCUGAACUUUGUCCCCUACUCAUACUUCAGUCGCGAGGUGCAGAGGAGCGUGAAGGGCGUGGUGAUGAACAAGGACAACGAGGUGAAGUGGGUGGUGCGCGGCACGUGGGACUUUAAAAUCGAGAUUGCGCCGGUGCUGAAGACCUCGGGCUCUCCCAACAGUCCCACCUACACCACGGGCGACUUCAAGUUAGCCUGGCGACGUCGCCCGGCUCCGCCGGAGUCGGAGAAAUUCUACAACUUCACCACGCUGGCCUGCCAGCUGAACGAAGAAGAGGAGGGCGUGGCACCGACGGACUCACGCCGGCGCCCGGACCAACGGCUCAUGGAGCAGGGGAGCUGGGACGAGUCGAACAACGAGAAGCUGCGCCUGGAGGAGAAGCAGCGCACGGAGCGCCGUCGGCGCGAGGCGGAGGCAGAGCAGGCGGCAGCGGAGGGCAGGCCGUAUCCGGCCUACGAGCCCAUGUGGUUCAAGCGCGAGAAGGAGGAGGGCAGCGAGGAGUAUGUGCACGUGUUCAAGAACACCUACUGGGAGGCCAAGGCGGCGCAGAACUUUGAGGGCUGUCCCGAUAUCUACUAAACGGGAGUAGUAGCGAAUGGAGCAGCCACUACCACACAGAGCAGCCUUAGCGAAUAUUCUAAAGAUUUCAAAUAUGAUGCAGCCUCCACUACACUCUGCACACAACCCGGAAACCACAAACCACAGCGGGACACGCUCCGGCGGAUUGCGAACCGGAGCAGCACAUACGCAUAUAUAGUAGUACCACACACCUCGAUCUAGUGCAUAUAUAUAAAUUAAUUCCCGUAAUCUAACCAAGUUCGAGCCGUGCCCUUGCAUCGAAAUUUACCUUGAUUAUUUCCGUUUCUGACUUUCGGUUCCCCCUCCCAUUUUCUAGUAGAAGCUAUCCAAACGAGGGCUGGGCCAGUGGUUUCUCCCUCCAAACCACACUAGAUGUCCUUCCCUCUUUCCGCAGAAUAGUACAUGUUUCGCCUUUGUUGUGUAUAUAUAUAUAUAUCGAACCGAAUCGAAUGCCGAGCAAGCAGGAGCAAGAGAAUAUGUUAAAUGUUAUAAAUUUAUGCAAUUUAUUAUUAAAGUAUUAUUUAAAUAAAGCAA
Drosophila elegans is the source of this 3256-nucleotide messenger RNA. RefSeq names its product oxysterol-binding protein 1 (gene Osbp). Gene Ontology annotation, cellular component: intracellular membrane-bounded organelle; cytosol; membrane. Bases 371 to 2722 code for a protein of 783 amino acids. The record is from RefSeq and is a predicted model, not a curated record. The transcript is spliced from 2 exons. Lineage: Eukaryota; Metazoa; Arthropoda; Insecta; Diptera; Drosophilidae. Gene Ontology annotation, molecular function: sterol binding.